This is a messenger RNA of Apis dorsata (giant honeybee), 3103 nucleotides long. It is a transcript of the gene Ir8a, whose product is annotated as ionotropic receptor 25a. NCBI's taxonomy places the organism in Eukaryota, Metazoa, Arthropoda, Insecta, Hymenoptera, Apidae. Gene Ontology annotation, molecular function: glutamate-gated receptor activity; transmitter-gated monoatomic ion channel activity involved in regulation of postsynaptic membrane potential. The record is from RefSeq and is a predicted model, not a curated record. Gene Ontology annotation, biological process: modulation of chemical synaptic transmission; monoatomic ion transport; synaptic transmission, glutamatergic. The transcript has 16 exons. The coding region runs from base 391 to 3078 and encodes 895 amino acids. Gene Ontology annotation, cellular component: postsynaptic membrane; plasma membrane.
AAAUCCAAUUUUAUUAAGUAUAAAUCGUGUUCUCUUUCAGCAUCCUCCAAACAUUCUCCAACGAUCCAACCAUUUAUUCGCAAAAUCUAUUCGCAAGUUGCAACCAUCGACUCAGGUUGGUAAUCCUUGGCAGACGUCAAGUUGAGCGAUAAAUCGAUGGCCAAGAUGGAAGGGACCCGUGUCAAGAUGUGACAUCGUGCCUCAACGUAAUCAAAAUACAGCGGGGAACAAGGACUAUAGUUUGAUGGACGAGGGUGUAAUAUUCAUAAGGGAGCGUGGCGGGCGCAGGCGUGGUUGUCGUUGUAGACAGUGUCCUCAGGCUUGUCUACCUGUUUCCGCGGAAGGCGACCGUUGUUCGUCCAUCCGGUACCAACUCCAUUCUCCUGAGCCAUGUCCACGACUCUAGUUGCAGUGUGUGCAUUGCUGCUUGCGUUUCUUGGUGUUUCCAUUUGUCAAAUACCUAUGAACAUGUUGAUAGUGAUAGAAGAACCGGAUAAAUCGAUUUUAAACAUUUUGAACGAGGCCCUACCACAAGCAGAAAAGAAUUAUGGAAACGAUAUCAUCUCUGUUCAUAUUUCUACAAUCGAAGUUGAACGUUCGAAUAUAGACGCUAGCUUUAAGAAAAUAUGUGCUGCCUUAUUUAAGGGAAUCAGUAUCGUGCUCGAUAUGACCUGGACCGGUUGGGAUAAUCUUCGGAUCAUAGCCGACGAGAAUGGAAUAAUAUACAAACGGGGUGACAGCAAUAUGAACCCGUACAUCCAAGCGAUCGAUGAUCUUUUGAUGUUGAAAAACGCCACUGAUGUUGCUCUGAUCUUCGAAGAUGAAAGAGAGUUGAAUCAGAGUCUCUACUAUUUGAUCGGAAAUUCUAUCUUAAGAUUAAUCGUGAUCGACGAAUUCACCGAGAAAACGGUGUCGAAGAUCAAGAGUAUGAGGCCAUCACCAUCUUAUUACGCUAUCUAUGCUAGUACAGCCAAGAUGGAGGAUUUCUUCAAAACGGCCGUGCAAGGAGGAUUGGUCAAGAGAAAUGGAAUAUGGAAAUUGAUUUUCACCGAUAAUAGUUAUAAGGAUUUUAAAUAUAUCAAUGGAGACUUACAGUUGAACGUUUCCAUCACGGUUCUGUGGAUGAAGAUGGAUGUUUGUUGCAAAUUAAUUGGUGAUUCGCUCUGCAAUUGUCCUUCAGAUGUCAAAAUAUUUUCCAAUUAUUUUAAACGAUUAGUAGGCCUCAUCGUGAGUCUGAUGAGCGAACUUCAGGCAUCAGGUAUUAGUGUGGAGCCAAAAAGUGGCACAUGCUCAUCGAACACAGUGAAUCAAACUUCAAACGUCACGAUUGAGACGUUUAACAAGAAUAUACUUGCUAAAUUAGCAGGCAACGAUACAUUUGAGUAUUGGUCAGAGAAAGGAAUGAUCACGUAUAAAGCUGAAAUAGAAUUGGAAAUUCUUGAGAAUGGAUUAUUGGAACCAUUAGCCACUUGGACGAGAAAUGGAAAGAUAAAAGAAGUAGAGAAUAAAAAGAUAUUACCUGCCAAAAGAUUCUUUCGAGUUGGAACUGCUCCUUCAGUACCUUGGAUAAUACCUAAAAUCGAUCCAGCGACUGGAAAAGUUAUGAAAAAUGAGAAUGGAAAUGAUAUGUGGGAUGGAUAUUGCAUAGAUUUUAUCAAGAAAUUAUCGGAAGAGAUGCAAUUUGAUUAUGAUCUUAUCAUACCUGAAGAUCGACAAUUUGGCAAGAAAUUACCUAAUGGACAAUGGAAUGGCUUGAUUGGUGAUCUAGCUAAAGGAGAGACAGAUAUCAUAGUUGCUGCAUUGACAAUGACUUCAGAACGUGAGGAAGUGAUCGAUUUCGUCGCCCCUUACUUCGAACAAUCCGGCUUAUUAAUUGUAAUGAGGAAACCUGUCCGCAAACCAUCCCUUUUCAAAUUUAUGACAGUACUCAAAGUCGAAGUGUGGUUAAGCAUCGUAGGAGCUUUGACAUUAACUGGCAUCAUGAUUUGGAUACUUGACAAAUAUUCUCCUUACAGCGCCAGGAAUAAUAAACAAUUGUAUCCGUAUCCUUGUCGAGAAUUCACGUUGAAGGAGAGCUUCUGGUUCGCCUUGACGUCUUUUACACCCCAAGGUGGCGGCGAAGCACCCAAAGCGUUAUCAAGCAGGAUACUAGUUGCUGCUUAUUGGUUAUUCGUUGUUUUAAUGUUGGCUACAUUCACUGCUAAUUUAGCUGCUUUCCUUACUGUGGAAAGAAUGCAGUCUCCUGUGCAAUCUUUGGAACAAUUAGCCAGACAAUCUAGAAUCAAUUAUACUGUAGUGGCUAAUUCUAGUCAGCAUCAGUAUUUUAUAAAUAUGAAGAAUGCAGAGGAUAAAUUGUACACCGUAUGGAAAGAAAUCACAUUAAACAAUACAAGUGACGAGGUAGAGUAUCGAGUCUGGGAUUAUCCUAUCAAGGAACAAUACGGCCACAUAUUGCAAGCGAUCACACAAGUCGGUCCAGUUGCGAAUUCAAUGGAGGGUUUUCGAAAGGUGAUAGAAAGCGAAAAUGCAGAAUUCGCUUUCAUCCACGAUUCGUCGGAGAUACGGUAUGAGGUAACGAAGAAUUGCAAUUUGACAGAGGUUGGAGAAGUGUUUGCGGAACAGCCUUAUGCAAUUGCUGUUCAGCAAGGAAGCCAUUUGCAGGAAGAGAUAAGCAGAAAGAUUUUGGAUUUGCAGAAAGAUAGAUACUUUGAAAUGUUGGCUUCUAAAUAUUGGAACCAAACGCAGAAAGCUCAAUGUCUGAAUUCUGAUGAUAAUGAAGGAAUUACUUUGGAAAGUUUGGGCGGAGUGUUUAUCGCAACCCUCUUUGGACUCGCCCUGGCGAUGAUCACCUUAGCAGGAGAGGUGUUCUAUUACCGAAAACGGAAUACGGAAACGGAAAAAUCGACGAAAGACAAAAGAAAAGUCAAGAACUUCAACAACAAGAUAAUACAAAAUUUGUCGAAAAUGAGUUUGCAAAUGAAACCAGCGCCUAUCAAUCCUUUCUUCGAAAAGACAAACAAUCCUCCUCGCGUGUCUCACAUUUCCGUUUACCCUCGCAACUUCCCCUUCAAAGAAUGAGAAUCUUCAAAGAAAGAAAAUUUAA